Messenger RNA from Closterium sp. Yama58-4, 582 nucleotides. NCBI's taxonomy places the organism in Eukaryota, Viridiplantae, Streptophyta, Zygnematophyceae, Desmidiales, Closteriaceae. The record is from the annotation of a GenBank genome assembly.
AUGCUGCUGGGUUCACUGCACGGGGAUGCAUCACAUCACACCUGCCACACAGUCGAGGCCAGAGCAUGGCCGCUGCCUGCUGGUGUGCCGUGCAUCAACCAAGUCCCGUGCACUGCAGCCCCUUGUGAAGCAGUGCUGGCGGUGCCGCUAGUCGCGGCGCUCUGUGGGGCUGGAGGGCACGCAGCCACCACUACGGCCGCAGGGUCGUACCACUCGCUCAUGGGCGAUCCGGAGUCGCGUACACUCGCCUCGCUCUCCCUUGAAAUACUCCGCCUAAGGGGCGACACCACGGCAUCCUGGCUUUUCAAAUUCUGGUCGCCGCAUCACCACCCCGCACGCUCUCGCCCCGCGCUCUCCCCCGUGCGCCUGGAAUUCGGGUCCGCGCGCACUGUACACCUGCCAUGCGCGUCAGCUUGGCGCGUGGUCGAUCACGGGUUUUACACGUGUUCGGGGACAUUGCUGGGUGGCGACACUGGCGAAAUUAUCGGGGGGUUUUCCGCGAAUCCUGCACCCGUCGCAGUGUUUUCGAUCGCUGGGGUUACAAAGAAUGCUGUGGUGAAUAGGAUUGUCGCGGCGGAGUAG